CGAGUAGUUUCCACAACCAAACGAUUAUAUUUCGGGCUCGACAUUCAGUGUUAUCAUCUGCUUCUGGAAUAAAAGUUCACACAGUCUGACAUCUCCAGAGUUUUGGACUUAAAAGUUAAUUUCAUAAAAUGCAAAAGUUUACAAUGCUGUCAUGGAAACUUUUUCCCAAGAGAAUGUCAAAUGCAAUGAAAGGAAUUGCGUGUCAGUGCAGGUCUUAUUCGCAGAACGAGUCCUUGAAGAAAACAUGUCUUUAUGACUACCAUGUCAAAAAUGGUGGUAAAAUGGUGCCAUUUGCUGGAUGGAGCAUGCCUGUGCAGUAUACAGAUGGAAUCUCUGAGUCUCAUAUCCAUGUGCGAUCAGCAGCCGGCCUGUUUGAUGUCUCUCACAUGCUACAGACAAAGGUUACUGGGAAAGACAGUGUGCCAUUUAUUGAGAGUCUAAUAGUGGGGGAUAUUGAAGGACUCAAAGACAACCAGGGGACCCUCUCUGUUUUUACUAAUGAGAAAGGAGGAAUUCUUGAUGAUCUGAUUGUGUCAAAAACAGAGGAGGGAUACCUGUAUGUUGUGUCCAAUGCUGGCUGUGCUGACAAAGACUAUAAAAAUAUGCAGAUUCAAGCUGAGAACUGUAGGAGGAAGGGAAUGGAGGUCAAUGUAGAGAUGAUCUGUAAUGGACUCCUGGCCCUACAAGGUCCAUCAAUGGCUCAGGUGCUACAGGAGGGAGUUGACUUUGACCUAAAUACUCUACCCUUCAUGACAAACAAGAUGACCUCAGUGUUUGGUAUUCCCGAUUGCCGAGUGACGAGGUGUGGUUAUACAGGGGAGGAUGGAGUUGAGAUAUCAGUGAGUCCUGACCGGGCAGAGGAGUUGGUGAACACUCUGACUGGGUCCUCUAAGGACAAGGUCAUGCUGAUCGGACUCGGGGCUCGAGACACUCUACGUCUAGAGGCCGGACUCUGUCUGUACGGGAGUGACAUAGACGAAACGACUACACCCGUGGAGGCUUCCUUAACAUGGACAAUAGGAAAAAGACGACGACAAGAGGCCAAUUUUCCUGGAGCUUCGAUUAUUUUAAGACAAAUUAAGGAAAAACCCGAGAGACGGAGAGUUGGUUUUCUCUCCUCAGGAGCACCUGCUAGAGGACACACCAAAGUUUAUGAUGAAUCAGGUUCAGAAUUGAUUGGUGAGUUGACUAGCGGAUGUCCAUCUCCGUCACUGAAACAAAAUGUCUCCAUGGGUUACAUAAAAAACUCUCAUGUCAAAAAUGGAACCAAGGUCAAGUUUGAGGUCAGGAAGAAAAUGCUGGAUGCUGUCGUGUCAAAAAUGCCAUUUGUUCCUUCUAACUACUUUUCUCCAAAAUAAACUGAUGUUUUGUUUGUAGUGGACUAUUAAUAAAUUUGUUUAUGGGAGUUUGUGUAUGAUUAAACUACAUGUAUGGAUUAAGCUUUAAGAAUGUUAUUGCAAAUGUUGAUUGAAAUGGGGUAUGAAAAAUUGAUGUAUUUUUGAAAGGAAAGAAAAGAAGAGUAAAUUUUUUAAGAAUCUCAUGAAAAUUCUAUAAUUUUAGAAAAUUGUAUUUUGGAUUACAAACAUACUAUUCUGGUAUACUAUUCUGUGCCAUGUUUUCUUUCAAUAGUGAAUCUCUUGAGAAUACAUCUCAGAAAUUGUGUGCCAUUCACGAGAUAUCUUAUUGCCAGUAACGUAAGUCUUUUGAUAGGAAGAGUACCAGGUCACUAUUUUGACGGUCUCUACUUUAAAGCAAAUACAUUACAUAUGUAUACUUAGAAUUUAUAUUAUUUACACAAAUACCUCCACCUUGAUUUUUUUUUUAAAAAAGAUGUCUUUCAGUUGACACUCAGUAUAAAGUAUGAAUUCAGAAAUCUCUUUUCACAGUAAAUCUGUAAAGAUUAGCUUUUUUGUAAACCAGUAUUUUUUAUUGUGUUUUUAAUAUGGUAUAUGAUUAAUCAGUUUGUAUAUUAAUUAAGUCAUGCCCAUAUUGUGGUGCAAUAAAAUAUGAAAAAUGUGAA
Molecule: messenger RNA, 2020 nt
Organism: Saccostrea cuccullata (small rock oyster)
Lineage: Eukaryota; Metazoa; Mollusca; Bivalvia; Ostreida; Ostreidae
Product: aminomethyltransferase, mitochondrial-like
Exons: 7
Coding region: 129-1358 (409 amino acids)
Biological process (GO): glycine catabolic process
Cellular component (GO): mitochondrion
Molecular function (GO): aminomethyltransferase activity; protein binding
Source: RefSeq, a predicted model, not a curated record